GUGAAAUCAAAAACAAACUCAACUGCAAACUCUUUAUAUUAGCAGCAUGACCACCAAUCCAGCAGAUAACACGUCCCUUUCCAAGUUAGCAUUGAAAGGGUCCUCCAAGAUAGUGGCAGAUUACUUUGAGUUUGCCAUUAAUAACAUUUUAUUUCAAAGAGGAAUAUAUCCAGCAGAAGAUUUUAUAACUGUGAAGAAAUAUGAUUUACCAUUAUUAGUGACGGCUGAUGAGGAGGUUAAAGAUUACAUUCGUAAUAUAAUGACACAAGUGAAGAAGUGGAUAUAUGGUGGAAAAAUAAUCAAGUUGGUGGUUGUGAUAAUAAACAAAUCCACCACUGAUAUAGUGGAAAGAUGGGAAUUUGCUAUUGAAAUCUUUAAAAAUGAUGGACAAUCAAGCGAUACCACUGAUAGUAAACCCAAAGAGUUGAUUCAAAAAGAAAUUCAAUCAAUUAUAAGACAAAUCACCGCAUCCGUGUCAUAUUUACCAUUUUUAAAGGACGAUGAUUAUACUUUUAAUGUUCUUGUGUAUACUGAUCCAAAGUAUGAUACAAGAAAUUUACCAAAUGAAUGGGCUGAUACUAAUGGAGAUGCCAAAUUAGUCGAAGGAGAAAACGUUGAAAAUGUCAAAUUUACUUCAUUUAGUACAAAUAUUCAUCAAGUUGGUACGUUAGUCAGUUAUAAAUUAUCUGAAUAA
Molecule: messenger RNA, 694 nt
Organism: Hyphopichia burtonii NRRL Y-1933
Lineage: Eukaryota; Fungi; Ascomycota; Pichiomycetes; Serinales; Debaryomycetaceae
Gene: MAD2
Product: spindle checkpoint protein
Exons: 1
Coding region: 47-694 (215 amino acids)
Biological process (GO): mitotic spindle assembly checkpoint signaling
Cellular component (GO): kinetochore; cytoplasm; nucleoplasm
Source: RefSeq, a predicted model, not a curated record